AUGGGCGCCCCUCUGCUCCUCGCCCUCGGGCUGCUCGCCCAGAGCCUCAGUCUGUCCUCAGCGGGCCCCCGGCUGCAGCCCGGCGUCCUGUACCCCUGGCGCCGCGCGUCGGCGCCGGGCCGCGUGCGGAGAGCCUGGGUCAUCCCGCCCAUCAGCGUGUCUGAGAACCACAAGCGCCUUCCCUACGCCCUGGUGCAGAUCAAGUCGGACAAGCAGCAGCCGGGCAGCGUCAUCUACAGCAUCCAGGGCCCCGGCGUGGACGAGGAGCCCCGCGGCCUCUUCUCCAUAGACAAGUUCACCGGGAAGGUGUUCCUCAACGCCAUGCUGGACCGCGAGACCACGGACCGCUUCCGGCUAAGGGCCUUUGCCCUAGACCUGGGCGGGUCCACCCUGGAGGACCCCACGGACCUGGAGAUCGUGGUGGUGGAUCAGAACGACAACCGGCCGGCUUUCCUGCAGGAGGUCUUCCUGGGCCGUGUGCUGGAGGGGGCGGCCCCAGGUACCUUCGUGGCCAGAGCAGAAGCCACAGACGCAGACGACCCUGAGACAGACAACGCGGCGCUCCGGUUUUCCAUCCUGCAGCAGGGUGGCGCCGAGCUCUUCAGCAUCCACGAGCACACGGGAGAGAUCCGCACCGUGCAAGUGGGGCUGGACCGCGAGGUGGUCGCUGUGUAUAACCUGACGCUGCAGGUGGCAGACAUGUCUGGGGAAGGCCUUACUGCCACAGCCUCGGCCAUCAUCUCCCUGGACGACGUCAACGACAACGCCCCGGAGUUCACCAGGGAGGAGUUCUUCAUGGAGGCCCCAGAGGCUGUGGGCGGCGUGGAUGUGGGCCGGCUCCAAGUGGAAGACAGCGACCUGCCCGGCUCCCCGAACUGGAUGGCCAGGUUCACCAUCCUGGAAGGCGACCCUGACGGGCAGUUUGCAGUGCGCACAGACCCCAAGACCAACGAGGGUGUGCUGUCCUUGGCGAAGCCCCUUGACUUCGAGAGCCGCGUGCGCCACGAGCUCACGGUGUCUGUGCAGAAUGAGGCCCCGCUGCAGGCGGCUGCGCCCCGGGCCCAGCGGGGCCAGGCCAGGGUCAGCGUGUGGGUGCAGGAUGCCAACGAGGCCCCAGUGUUCCCGGAGAACCCACUGCGGACCAGCCUGGCUGAGGGGGCCCCACCAGGAACCCUUGUGACCACCUUCUCUGCCCACGACCCGGACACACAACAGCCGCAGAGAGUCAGCUACUCCAAGGACUAUGACCCCGAGGACUGGCUGCAGGUGGAAGGGGCCACUGGCCGCGUCCGGACACAACGGGUGCUGAGCCCAGCCUCACCCUUCCUCAAGGGCGGCUGGUACAGAGCCAUUAUCCUGGCCGUGGAUGAUGCGUCACCUCCCAGCACAGCCACGGGAACGCUGUCCAUCGAGAUCUUGGAGGUCAACGACCAUGCCCCGGCGCUGGCUACCCUGCUCACCAGCAGCCUGUGCAGCGAGCCGGACCAGGGCCCGGGCCUGCUCCUGGGGGCCACGGACGAGGACCUCCCCCCGCACGGGGCCCCCUUCCACUUCCACCUGAGCCCCGGGCUCCCGGAGCUCGGCAGGAACUGGAGCCUCAGCCAGAUUAACGCCAGCCACGCGCGCCUGCGGCCCCGGCGCCCGGUGCCCGAGGGCGCGCACGGCCUCCGCCUGCUGCUGCGGGACUCGGGGCUCCCGCCCCAGCAGCGGGAGCAGCUGCUGAACGUGACGGCCUGCCGCUGCGGGCCCGACGGCGCCUGCCUGCCCGGCGCCGCCGCCCUGCGCGCCGGGGCCGCCGGCCUCAGCCUGGGGGCGCUGGCCGCGGUGCUGGCCAGCGCGGCGCUGACGCUGUCGCUGGUUCUGCUGGCGGCGCUCCGUGCACGGGUCCAGCGGCGAUCCCAGAACAAGGGUCUGCUGCCCGGACCGCCGGACGACCUUCGGGACAACGUCCUCAACUACGACGAGCAGGGUGGCGGGGAGGAGGACCAGGAUGCCUAUGACAUAAACCAGCUGCGCCACCCCUCCGAGCGGAGCACCCUGAGCCUGCCCCUGGGACCCCCGCUCCACCGGGAUGCCCCAUGCAGCCACAUGCGCCUCCAGCCUCCACAAGCGCUGCCUCACAGCCCUGCAGACAUGGCCAAUUUCAUCAGUGAUGGACUGGAGGCUGCGGACAGCGACCCCAGCGUACCACCCUACGACACGGCAUUGAUCUACGACUAUGAGGGUGGAGGCUCCAUGGCCGGGACGCUGAGCUCCAUCCUGUCCAGUGAGGGGGACGAGGACCAGGACUACAACUACCUCCGUGACUGGGGCCCUCGGUUCGCCAAGCUGGCGGACAUGUACGGGCACCCAUGAGGCCGGCACCAGAAGCCAGCACGCUGUCUGGAUGCACCUGUCCAGAGGAAGGGCUCCUGGAGACAGGACCCAGGGCAACCUUACCGUGCG
Molecule: messenger RNA, 2445 nt
Organism: Dipodomys spectabilis (banner-tailed kangaroo rat)
Lineage: Eukaryota; Metazoa; Chordata; Mammalia; Rodentia; Heteromyidae
Gene: Cdh15
Product: cadherin 15
Exons: 14
Coding region: 1-2355 (784 amino acids)
Biological process (GO): cell-cell junction assembly; multicellular organism development; cell morphogenesis
Cellular component (GO): plasma membrane; catenin complex; adherens junction
Molecular function (GO): calcium ion binding; cadherin binding
Source: RefSeq, a predicted model, not a curated record